Molecule: messenger RNA, 567 nt
Organism: Aplosporella prunicola CBS 121167
Lineage: Eukaryota; Fungi; Ascomycota; Dothideomycetes; Botryosphaeriales; Aplosporellaceae
Exons: 2
Coding region: 1-567 (188 amino acids)
Source: RefSeq, a predicted model, not a curated record
AUGCUGGUGCCGGCGCUGCCGGCGCUGCUGGUGCUGGUGGUGAUGCUGUCGCUGCUGUUGCUGCUUGUUAGCCAGCAGUGCUCUUCGAAGGAUCGUCAAGGUGACCUGCUUAGGGGUCUGCCGUGGUGCGUGAGUGAGCGGAGGAGUGUGCGAGCUGGUAGAAGAUCAAGAAGCUACCAAGGCUGUCGUCAGAGGAGUUGCCUGUUAGCGCAUGCCAUGUACGUGCGCGCAACGGACCUGCCAAACCCGUCAGUCAGACGCCACCCGCGCGCAACACCACCCUCCGACAAUCACCAUCCCACGCCAGCCCCCCGCGAGCUCUCAAGCUCUACGUCCAACAAGGCCAUCUACAAGCAACGCGUCGAACGGUCCUCCUCUCAGACCCUCAUGCCAUCCAUGCACGACCAGGACUUCCUCAACCGUCACCAGCUCCCAUGCCAACCCCUUUCCGGCAAAACGCCAUGCGACAACCAACAAGCACAUCCCCAACGCCUCAAGGCCACUGUGAUGUUGGAGCUGUUCGUCCCGAUUUCUGAGUCUCAUCAAUCCAGCGAGAGGUUUCCAUAG